Messenger RNA from Hibiscus syriacus, 2534 nucleotides. Its product is annotated as mechanosensitive ion channel protein 8-like. Gene Ontology annotation, molecular function: mechanosensitive monoatomic ion channel activity. Gene Ontology annotation, cellular component: plasma membrane. The record is from RefSeq and is a predicted model, not a curated record. The coding region runs from base 15 to 2534 and encodes 839 amino acids. The transcript is spliced from 6 exons. Lineage: Eukaryota; Viridiplantae; Streptophyta; Magnoliopsida; Malvales; Malvaceae. Gene Ontology annotation, biological process: monoatomic anion transport; transmembrane transport.
AAGCGCUGUUCGCCAUGGAUGGUGAUCCCAGGAAAUCUUCGGUAUCGCUCGAGCCGGCAGAGUCGAGGACGGGGAACAGAGAUCCAAACCACGAAACCAGUUUCAGGCAACCUAAUUACGAGUUCUGGGGAGAUAGGGAUGAGAGGAUGGAGGGUGGUAAUUAUGGCUUCGAUUACAAGCAACGAUGGCCGGCGGGCGAACAAUCGUGGAAGAUGAUGAAUGAUCAUCUCAUGAACAAAAGCACCAACAGCAACGAGAUUGCAUUAGAGAUGGGUGCAGACAUAGAUGAUCUUAGACACGAUCCGUCCGCUAUAUCUCGAGACUCUAGAAGAGUUUCUUUCGAAACAGGCGUCGCAAGUUUCCAAAACCAAUCGCAGGGACACGAUGGAAACGGAAUAAUCAAUCGGAACGAGGAUGCGUCGAGACGUGUAUCGAACGUGUCUGCUCCUUACGGAAAGUCGGGUUUGCUAUCGAGGCUGAGGAGUACCAAGUCAAGGCUUAUAGACAGGUCACCGGAAGAGGUACAAUUGAUGUCUGGUUUGUUAGGAGGUUCGGGUCAGAUGAAGUCCGGAAUGUUAGGGAAAGCUUCGGAAAAUGAAGAAGACGAUGACCCUUUUGCAGAUGAAGAUUUGCCCGAUGAGUACAAGAAAACUACUCUUAAUGCAUUCACUUGGCUUCAAUAUUUGAGUCUUGUUGUUAUUAUCGGUGCACUGCUUUGCAGCUUAGUCAUCCCUUCAUUGAAAGAUCUGGAUGUAUGGCAGCUUAAGCUAUGGAAAUGGCUAGUGUUCUUGCUUGUUUUGAUAUGCGGCCGAUUGGUUUCGGGUUGGGGAAUCCGAAUAAUCGUCUUCUUCAUCGAGAUGAACUUCUUUUUAAGGAAAAGGAUGUUGUAUUUCGUUUAUGGUGUAAAGAGACCGGUGCAGAAUUGCUUAUGGUUAGCCCUGGUGCUUUUGGCUUGGCAUUUCUUGUUUGACAAGAAAGUUGAGAAGCAAAGCUUAUUUCUUCAAUACGUUACCAAAAUCCUCAUAUGUUUCCUGGUGAGCACGUUCUUAUGGUUACUCAAGACACUGCUAGUAAAAGUACUGGCCUCAUCUUUUCAUGUUAGUACUUAUUUCGAUAGGAUUCAAGAAACGUUGUUUACCCAAUACGUGAUCGUGACACUCUCCGGUUCUCCGAUAAUCGAAGGCCAAAGGAUGGAAGAAGAAGAUGAGAGAACCGCAGCAGAGAUCAGAAGGUUGCAGACUGCCGGUGCAACCGUGCCGUCGGAUCUUCGUGAGGAUGCCUUUCUACAACAACAAAGUAGUGGGAUGUUGAAAAAAACAUUCACCAGGCUAAAAACACUUCCUAAAUCGGGUUCCACAAAGAAAGCGGAUAGCGGGAUCGCAUUAGAACACGUCCAUAAACUCAAUCAAGAGAACAUUUCGGCUUGGAACAUGAAGAGGUUGAUGAAGAUGGUCCGACACGGGACGUUGAUGACAUUGGAUGAGCAGAUAAUGGAGGAUGACUCGAUGAGGCAGAUCAGAAGUGAACAAGAAGCAACAGCGGCUGCCAAGAAGAUUUUCCAUAAUGUGGCCUGCCGUGGCUCAAAAUUUAUCUACUUGGAGGAUUUGAUGCGGUUCAUGCGAGAAGACGAAGCUUUGAGAACAAUGGCUACCUUUGAAGGUGCUUAUGAGCAGAGUAGAAUCAGCAAAAAAUCCUUGAAGAAUUGGGUGUUGAAUGCCUACAGAGAGCGAAAAGCUCUUGCCUUGACCCUAAACGACACAAAGACCGCAGUGAACAAGCUUCACAAUAUCAUAAACGUCGUCGCCGGAACCAUCAUCAUCGUAAUCUGGCUCAUCAUCCUCGAAAUCGCUUCGUCACGGAUAAUCACACUCUUCAGCUCCCAGCUGGUCCUAGCGGCCUUCAUCUUCGGGAACACCUGCAAAACCAUCUUCGAAUCCAUAAUUUUCUUGUUCAUCAUUCACCCUUUCGACGUCGGUGAUCGGUGCGAGAUCAAUGGAGUGCAGGUUGUGGUGGAGGAGAUGAACAUUUUGACCACCGUCUUCUUGAGAUACGACAACAUGAAGAUGGUUUUUCCCAACAGUGUUCUCUCAACGACGCCGAUUGGCAACUUUUAUCGCAGUCCGGAUAUGCUUGAUUUAAUCGACUUCACCAUCCAUAUUGUCACACCAGUCGAAAAGAUUGCCAUCGUGAAGCAAAGAAUAACAAAUUAUGUCAUAAACAGAAAGGACCACUGGUGUUCUGAUCCCAUGAUUGUGGUUAAAGAUCUCGACGAGUUGAACAGGAUGAAGUUUUCGCUUUGGGUAACUCACAAAAUGAACUACCAGGACAUCGGAGAGAGGCUGGAAAGGAGGUCUCGACUGGCUGAGGAAAUAGCCUGCAUUUUCAGAGAACAUGACAUUCAGUACCGGUUGUUCCCCAUCGACAUCAAUUAUGAUGAUGGGGAAAAUGAGUAUGAUGAUGAAUAUCUUGAUGUUUCUCAUGAUGACAUUGAUGAUGGUGAUGGUGACAAUGGUGAAGACAUUAGUAAAACCUGA